Messenger RNA from Pristis pectinata (smalltooth sawfish), 1275 nucleotides. RefSeq names its product TSR2 ribosome maturation factor (gene tsr2). The transcript is spliced from 5 exons. Gene Ontology annotation, cellular component: nucleus. NCBI's taxonomy places the organism in Eukaryota, Metazoa, Chordata, Chondrichthyes, Rhinopristiformes, Pristidae. The coding region runs from base 63 to 632 and encodes 189 amino acids. The record is from RefSeq and is a predicted model, not a curated record. Gene Ontology annotation, biological process: maturation of SSU-rRNA from tricistronic rRNA transcript (SSU-rRNA, 5.8S rRNA, LSU-rRNA).
CCGGCCUCGUUCUCCCCCCCCCCCCAAUCGCGCAUGCUCGGGGCGGCGGCGGCCCGACCGACAUGGCGGAGCGGGCUCCCGGGCUGUUCGCCGAGGGAGUCAGGGCGGCUCUGGAGGCUUGGCCCGCCUUGCAGGUAGCGUUGGAGAAUGGAUUUGGGGGAGCUUAUGGCAAACAGAAAGCAGACUGGAUGGUGACUGCAGUGGAGCAGUACUUCUACGACAACGCUGACCUGGAGAGCGAGGAGGUGGAGGAGCUGCUGGCAGACAUACUGGACAACGAGUUCGACACAGUGGUAGAGGAUGGCAGCUUGUCCGAGGUGGCUCACCAGAUCUGGACCACCUUCACCCUGUGCCAGAGUGGUCAGGCGUCGGAGGUCAGGGCUCGCAUCCAGCAGCUGGUCGACAAGAAGCGCAACGUCCGGGUGGAAGUGAUGCCGGGUAAAGGCUCCAGUGAGGAAGCCGGGGAUGAGGAAGAGGACACUGACGAGGAGGAGGAGGAUGGAGCUGAGGCCAUGGACUGCGACAGCCAGCUGGCUCCCGGGCCGAGCUCCCUCCGCCAAGCAGCGGCCGAAAGGGAGAGCGACGAGGAGGCUCCCGACGGCUGGACCGUGGUACGGCGGCGGAGGAAGUAGGCAGCGAGUCCGGGCACGGGGGUGCCACCAGGAACCCAUUCCCCCGGACAACGCGAGAGCCAUGAACUCUCACCGGAGAGGGCGGAUGGUGGGAACGCACGCAUCCUUGCGGUGGAGGUGGAUUGAGUGGCUGCAGAGCCUUCCCGGAGCCUGGCACUGGAUUCCCCGCUUCCCACGUUUAAACACUUGCCAGUCAGUCAGUACCUGGUGGAUUGAGACCUGAACUCCCCAAUCCAUUCGCGUACUUAAAAACGAAUUGCAUCUUCACCGACCAGCAGUGGUGGUCCAGCCCGGCCAAUCUCCACAGACUGACGGACCCAGAAACAGGCGGAGAGGUGGAGAUAGCUGAGAAUAUUCCACCACUGGACACGGGCGCCUGCGUUUGCCAUCGCCCCAGCCCCUGCUCCAAUAAACGUCGAGGUCUCGCAGGGUGACCAACCAAAUCCCGAGCCAGUUUGGUGCGGGUGACCACCACACUUCUCCGUCUCCUUCCUCGCCGGCCUGGGUGGGAGACCCAGGAAGAACUUCUUGCAAAUAAGGAAGCGAAUUAAAAAGAACAAUCCGAGGGAGUUUUUGUGCCUCAAUUGAGAAUGAGAUUCUUGCAAUUAAAAUUGUCCACUGAAUAAAAUUUGGAAUUAACUCA